UAUUUUUAAUAUUUUUAAUUCGUUUUACUUUAUUAUUCAACUACUACUUUUUGCCUACACUGCCACCCCGUCAUCAACACAUGUGCUGUAAUAUCAGCUGUUAACUGGCGCAACAUAUUCUGCCGGUGCGAGACACAAUAAUUAUGAUUUUUACAAAAAAAUAUUUAAAAUUAUUGAAUUACCGUUUAAAAUAUUUAAGAGUUCCUUGCCGCAAUGCCACACAAACUACGUCAAGUGAAUGUCCGAAUGCAGAAGUAAAAUUCUCUAACGGACGAAAUCUUAACAUAACUUCUGGGAAGUAUGCACGAUUUGCUAAUGGCACAGCGGUAUGUCAAAUGGGCGACACAGCAGUUAUGGUGACGGCUGUAGCAAAACCAAAACAAGCUCCCAGUGCAAGCUUUAUGCCAUUAGUAGUGGAUUAUCGGCUAAAAGGUUCCGCCUCUGGACGCAUACCAAUGAAUUUUAUGCGUCGUGAACUUGGGCCAUCUGAAAAAGAAAUACUAUCAGCAAGACUGAUUGAUCGUUCAUUGCGACCGCUUUUUCCAGCAGAGUUCCGUACAGAAACACAGCUUGUUUGCAAUAUGUUAGCAAUGGACGCAGUUUUUUCACCUGAUGUACUAUCGAUAAAUGCAGCAUCUGUGGCAUUAAGUCUAAGUGAUAUACCUUGGAAUGGUCCAAUUGGCGCAGUGCGUGUAGGACUUAGCGAUGGUGAGGUUAUUGUAAAUCCAACGAGAAGAGAGUUGCAAACCUCCGAUUUGGACUUAGUAAUUUCAGCUACAAAACAUAAUCUCGUCGUUAUGUUAGAAGGAAAGGGUAACGUAGUAUUGAUGCAAGAUCUACUGAAGGCUAUUAAAAAAGGCACACAAGAAGCACAGUACAUCGUGAAUGAAAUAGAACGUUUACAAAAAGCAAAUGGUCGUACGAAACGUCCAUUGGAACCACUACCAACAGUGGAUGAGGAAGUAAGUGAAGCCGUGAAAACUAUGUGCGAAAUGCGUUUACGUGAUAUAUUUCAAGAUCAAAUGCAUGACAAAAUAUCACGGGAUAAUGCGGUAAAUGCAGUGCGUACAAACGUUAUCGAUAAAGUGUGGUCUUCAUUCCCUCAUAUUGAACCAACACUCAUUGGAGAUGAAUUUAAUAAGAUUAGUAAAAACAUAUUUCGAAAUUUAAUAUUUGAAGAAAAUAAAAGGUGUGAUGGCAGAAGUUUCGAUAAUCUCAGAAACAUCAGUUGUCAGGUUGACUUGUACAAACCGUUACAUGGAUCUGCACUGUUUCAGCGUGGACAAACGCAAGUGUUUUGUACUGUAUCAUUGGAUUCUCAGGAAAGCGCUAUGAAGUUAGAUACCCUAUCAGCCUUAGAAACUGGUUUAAAGGCCAAAAAUUUCAUGCUACAUUAUGAAUUCCCACCGUAUGCUACAGGUGAAAUUGGACGUAUUGGACCUGUUGGACGGCGUGAGCUUGGUCAUGGUGCUUUAGCUGAACGUGCUUUAUUGCCUACGCUACCACACAAUUAUCCUUUUACAGUACGUCUAACUUCCGAAGUGUUAGAAUCGAAUGGUUCAAGCUCGAUGGCUACUGUAUGUGGUGGUUCAUUGGCUCUAAUGGAUGCCGGGGUACCUGUUGUUGCUCCAGCCGCUGGUGUAGCUAUUGGCUUAGUGACCAAAUAUGAAAAUAAUGACACUAAACACAUGAAAGAUUAUCGUAUAUUAACUGAUAUUUUGGGUAUUGAGGAUUAUAUGGGCGAUAUGGAUAUGAAAGUUGCAGGCACACGUAAGGGCUUUACUGCCAUACAAGCAGAUCUAAAAGUUCCUGGUAUACCAUUAAAAGUAGUUAUGGAAUCUUUACAAAAAGCUACAGACGCAAAAGGAAAAAUACUAGAUAUUAUGGGUGAAGUUAUAAGAGAACCAAGAAAAUAUCGUAAGGAUUGCUGGCCAGUUACAGAACGCAUAUCGAUCGAGCCACAACAGCGUGUAAAAUUAAUUGGUCCAAGUGGCAUGAAUAUUAAACGCAUUUAUUUGGAAACUGGUACCACGAUAACAGCAGAAGAUGAAACUUCGUUUUCCCUAUUCGCACCAUCUGAAGCAGCUAUGGAUGAGGCAAAAGAACAAAUCGAUGCCUUACUUGUGAAGGACACCAUACCAGACUUAGAGUUUGGUGGUAUUUAUACUGCUAAAAUCACAGAAAUACGAGAUACGGGUGUAAUGGUUAGUUUAUAUCCUAAUAUGCCACCAGCAUUGCUACAUAAUUCUCAAUUAGACCAAAGAAAGAUUGCUCAUCCCUCCGCUUUGGGUUUAGAAAUUGGUCAAGAAAUUCAAGUUAAAUAUUUUGGACGUGAUCCUGUAUCAGGAUUUAUGCGACUUUCACGUAAAGUUUUACAAUCAACUACGGCUGGCAUACUACGUAGCUUAAAUAAAGCAAAUGAAAAUACGUAGCGUUAUUUAUAUAUAUUAUAUUUAUAAAUAUAUGAUAAAUUAUA
Molecule: messenger RNA, 2476 nt
Organism: Teleopsis dalmanni
Lineage: Eukaryota; Metazoa; Arthropoda; Insecta; Diptera; Diopsidae
Product: polyribonucleotide nucleotidyltransferase 1, mitochondrial-like
Exons: 7
Coding region: 144-2432 (762 amino acids)
Biological process (GO): mitochondrial mRNA catabolic process; mitochondrial RNA 3'-end processing
Cellular component (GO): cytosol; mitochondrion
Molecular function (GO): 3'-5'-RNA exonuclease activity; polyribonucleotide nucleotidyltransferase activity; RNA binding
Source: RefSeq, a predicted model, not a curated record